Molecule: messenger RNA, 426 nt
Organism: Argentina anserina (silverweed cinquefoil)
Lineage: Eukaryota; Viridiplantae; Streptophyta; Magnoliopsida; Rosales; Rosaceae
Product: outer envelope membrane protein 7
Exons: 1
Coding region: 55-297 (80 amino acids)
Source: RefSeq, a predicted model, not a curated record
UAAGCAAUAAAGAGUGUAAAAGAAGAAGAAGAAGAGAGGGCAAAGAGAGAAGAAAUGGGAGCGAUAACAAGCGCAGCAAUAGCAAUAGUGGGAGUGGUGCUGGGCUGGAUCACCAUCGAGAUUGCCUGCAAGCCUUGCCUCGACCAAGGCCGUCAAGCCAUCGAUCGUAAUCUCAAUCCCGAUUACGACCCCGACGAUAUCCGCGCCCCUCUCAACACCGUCACGAAUGUGGAGGUCCACGGCGAGGACGACGACGACGACAACCCCAAGGCCGCGGUUUCCUCUGUCACCAAGUGAAAGAAGAGAUCUUUGUGAGUUUGAUCGAAUGUAUUGAGAAUCAAGAAUUGUGGUUUGUGUUAUCAAGUAUCAUUGUAUGUCCUGUUGUUGCUUUUGAAAAUUGAAAUUCUGAAUACAGAGAUGACUAUU